This is a messenger RNA of Corylus avellana, 2505 nucleotides long. RefSeq lists its product as uncharacterized. The record is from RefSeq and is a predicted model, not a curated record. NCBI's taxonomy places the organism in Eukaryota, Viridiplantae, Streptophyta, Magnoliopsida, Fagales, Betulaceae.
AGCUCUUAUUACGUGGCUGUCACACAGUCUCAGUGAAUUGUUGCUGACAUUUUUCCGGUUUUCAGAUCCGAAUCUCAGUGAAAGCAUUUACAAGAAGCAACAUUGCUCGCUGCUCAGAUUUUCUGCUGAUUCUGCCCGUGGUAAAGAGGCUUUUGGUGAAGUCCCUAAAAAAAUCUGUGGGUGCUCGAGUUCUCCCAGAUUUUGGGCAGGAUAUAUAGGUUGAGAUCGAAAGAAAAUUCAUCAUGUUCAGGUUCUCACCUCGUAGGAACCAGAGAUCGAAAGGAUUCAAGGUGAAGCAUGCUCUCCAGAUUUGCCUUUUGAUUGGUGUUUGUGUCUGGCUGCUUUACCAAGUCAAGCACUCUCAUGAAAAGAGAGCAUCAUUUGGUGAGGGCACAAAAACUGAGAAUGACAUCAUAAAGAUGGGAAGAAAAGACCUUCGCCCUCAAGUGGAAGAGACUACCACUAGAGAUGCAACGCAAAAGGAAGGGGAAGACGAGGAAGAAGGCAAGAAUGAAGAAGAACAAAACAAGCCUGAAGAAAGUGAUAAUGCAGGGAAAGGUGGUGCGAAUGAUGAGAUAGAUGAACAUGAUAAACAUGGUAAGGAUAAAGUCGAAGAGGAAACAGAGCAAAGAUGGGAUCCGGUAGUCGAAGAAAAAGAGAAGGAAGAGAAGCAGGAAAAUGUUAGUGAAGAGAACGAAAGAGACAAGGAGUUUGAAGAGAGCAAAGAGAAGGAAAAUGAAGAGAGCAAGGAGAACAAAGAGAGCAAUGAGAAUGAGAAGGUAAGAGAAGUAAAAGAGUUGGAAGAUAGUAAAGAGAAGGAGAACGAGCAGAGCAAUGGUAAGGAAAGAGGAGAAAAGGAUUUUGAAGAGAGGAAAGAGAAAGAAAGUGAAAACAAGGAGUUUGAAGAGAGCAGAGGGAAGGAAAGUGAUGAGAAGGAGAAUGAAGAGAGAAGAGAGAAGGAAAGUGAAGAGAAGGAGAAUGAAGAGAGCAGAGAGAAGAAAAGUGAAGAGAAGGAGAAUGAAGAGAGCAGAGAGAAGCCAAGUGAAGAUAAGGAGAAUGAAGAGAUUAAAGAAAACAGAGGUGAAGAGAAUGGAAGUGUAGAGGUGAGUCAAGGGGGCAACAAUAAAGAGGAGAGGGAAGAGAGCAACGAGAGAUAUAGCAGAGAGAAAGAGACAGAAGAGAAAGAAGGUAAGAUAGAGGAGUUUGGUUCAUCUGCAGAUCAGGUUCAGGAUGGAAGUGACAGGAAUAAUGAGGCAAGAGAAGAACAUUACAAGGGGGAUGAUGCUUCUAGCGCUGUAGCACAUGAAAGUCAAAAUGUAACAUCUGGAAAUGAGCAAGGCAGUUGGGAAAAUUCUAAGGAUGCAGAACAGGUUGAAAACAAAGAAAAUAAUGAUUUUGUGCUGGAGAAUAAAACAAAUAGCACCGAAGUAGUUGAUGCCAAUCACAGUGAGUCAGACACAAGUGUGAGAGAAACUGAAAAUUUUGAGAAGAAUGACUCAACAAAUGCAACUAGCAGUGAAGAUGGUGGUAGUGAGAGCAAUCAACCAGAGUCUAAGAAUGUUCCCAACUCUAGUUUAGAUAAUACAUUUUCUAAUGGAGAUAACUCUACCCUGCAAAAUGUUGUGCUGCAAGAAACUGAUAAAUCUGUACCAGCUUCCAACAAUGAGCAACAAGAUUCAAGUGGAACACCUUACACUAGAAUGGAAAACAGUGAUGCAGCUAAUGGAGAAUCCAGAGAUACUUCUAACAGUAAUUCUGGAGCAGAGGGGACAGAAAAAAUUGUUAUGCUAUCAAGCACAAAUGACAAUGCAGACAAGGGUCAUGAGGAACAAAUUGACUCUUCUGAUUCUUCGUCCCAACAAGUAAAAGAUGUAUCCCUAAACACAGAUAACAAUUCUGAUGCUGGCCACAAUGAGAAUGGCAAUGCUGAUCAGAAUAACACAAAUGACAACACGGAUGCAGGCCAAAAAGAACCAGAUAAUUCAUCUGAUUCUUCAGUCCCCCAAGAGAAUGACAAUUCCUUAAAGACAGAUACCAAUUCUGAUGUGGGCAAGACUGAAACUGAGAAUGUUGUUCAGACCAACAGAAAUGACAAUGAAGAUGCAGGCCAAAAAGAACCAGUUGAUUCGCAGGAAGAGAAAGAGGCAUCCUCAGAAACAUAUAGCGACCACAAUGCCAGCCAGGAGAACGAUCAAGUAGAUUCUUCAGUUUCUUCUAUCACUCAAGAAGAGAAAGAGGCUCGUACAGAUUUGGAAACUUUGCCAGAGACCCAAACUGAAGGGAAUAACAACGAUGAUACGGCAUAGAGUGACAUUUCUGUGGAAUUGGUUGUGCUGAUCUGUACACGAUCAUCUAUAUAAUUUUUUUGUUUAUUCUUUGUAUCUUAGGUUAUCGAGCUUGUAUGUGCUUUACUUGUUGUUCUCAAUAUUGUAAUACAAUCUAUAAGCUUUGUGGUACAAGUUAAAAAGGCCAACUUGGUUUCUUGCAUGCAUAACCAGUUUGAGA